Messenger RNA from Didymodactylos carnosus, 1044 nucleotides. The record is from the annotation of a GenBank genome assembly. NCBI's taxonomy places the organism in Eukaryota, Metazoa, Rotifera, Eurotatoria, Philodinida, Philodinidae.
AUGGAAAAUUGGCCAUUAAUAUCACUACUAUCUUCUUGUCUUGAACAAUGUGAACAAUAUGAAAUUCUUCCAUUAUCGUCUAAAAUCUAUUUGAAUUCAAUUAAUACCGAAAAUUUAGAUGAAAUCAAUAACAAUGAUAAACAUGUAUAUUGUACAUGUGAAGAAGAAAAAUAUUUAUGUUUAAAUUCAUAUGAAAUGAAAUCCGUAGUAAAUGAUUGCUAUAAAAUUAUAUUUUUUAAUCAAUUAAAAGAUAAUUUGAUAAUAAUGGAAAAAACGACACGUGUUCUAUUAUGUUAUCUUUCAGAAUGUUUAACAUGUUGGAAUAUACGUAAACGAUUAUUAUUAAUUAAUAAUAAUAAAGUAAAAUCUGAAUUACAAUUAACACAAUUUAUACUACAAAUGUAUCCAAAAUCUGAACAAAUAUUUCGUCAUCGUCGUUGGAUAUUUAAAAAAUUUUCUACAUUAUUAGUAUCAUUAUUUUGGACUACUAAUAUAAAAGAAGAUGAAUUAAUAUUAUGUGAUAAAACAGCUGAAAAACAUCGUUUAAAUUAUGCAUCAUGGCAACAUCGUCGAUGGUUUAUAAAUUAUUGUAAAGAAAAUAAUUUUAAUUUAUAUGAAAAUGAACUCAUAAGAAAUCAAACAUGGUUAGAAAUAAAUAUAUCUGAUUAUAGUGGUUAUUCAUAUAGAACAUAUCUAGUAGCUACAAUAAUGCAAUCAAAUGAUAAAAAAUACGUAAAAGAAUUAUUAUUUAAAGAAUGGAAAUUAAAUGAAACACAAUUAGAAUAUUAUAUUGAUAGAGAAUCAUUAUGGAUAUAUAGACGAGUAAUUCUUCUAUUAUUGAUUCAAUACAUCAAAUUAUUUGAAUAUGACAAAGAAUAUAUUUGUACAUUACUCAAAAAUGAAUUAAAACUACUAGAUCAAUACAUAGAAAAGUUUAAAACAAAUAUUUUUAUUAAAAAAUAUCAAAGUUUAUUAACUAUAUUACUCGAUGAUUCAAAUUUCCGUAUCAAUAAUAAGAUAUUUUCACUUUUGUAUACAGUUUGA